This is a messenger RNA of Halteromyces radiatus, 1186 nucleotides long. RefSeq names its product glutaminyl-peptide cyclotransferase-like protein. Gene Ontology annotation, molecular function: glutaminyl-peptide cyclotransferase activity; zinc ion binding. The record is from RefSeq and is a predicted model, not a curated record. Bases 28 to 1131 code for a protein of 367 amino acids. Lineage: Eukaryota; Fungi; Mucoromycota; Mucoromycetes; Mucorales; Cunninghamellaceae. The transcript is spliced from 2 exons.
UUUUUUUUUUACGUCCCUUUUAUCAUCAUGAACUUGAUUCUUAGUUCGUUAUUAUUCUUUGGAUACCUCAUUUGUGCGAUCACUGGCUACCGCGUUUUAUCCAAUGAUUCCUUAAAGAAAAUCGCGGAACUCUCACAACCUGAUACAUUAGAUAUCAAUAAUGGACGUUUAUUGAAACCCUUCCUUGUCGAACGAGUCUCUGGUACCGAAUCCAAUGCCAAGGUGCGUGAUUUUAUUAUACAGCAUUUUGAACGACUUGGAUGGCAUAUUGAAUUGGAUUCCUUUACAGCAAUGACACCAUUGGGCGACAAGAACUUUACAAACAUUGUGGUGACAAAGGAACCGGAAGCACAACAUCGACUUGUCCUAGCAGCUCAUUAUGAUUCGAUGAACAGUCCUAAUUUUGAAUUCAUUGGUGCCACGGAUUCAGCAGUGCCAUGUGCAGUGUUACUUUCAUUGGCAGAGACGUUGAACGAUCAAUUAUCAAGUACUUCGGCCUGGUCUGGUGGACGCAGAAAAAGGAAAUCUUGGCAAGACACAACUACACUGGAACUUAUCUUUUUUGAUGGUGAAGAGGCCUUUGUGAAGUGGACAGCAGACGAUUCUAUCUAUGGGGCUAGGCAUCUUGCUGAGAUUUGGGAACAAACUGUAGUGGCCAAUCCACAACAACAACAACAAGGACGACAAGGUAAUAGGCUUGAACUUAUUGACGUCUUGGUGUUACUCGAUUUGAUGGGCACUCCCAAUCUGACCUUUCACAAUUAUUUCCGCUCAACAAGUUGGCUUUUCCAUCAUUUGGCAAAUUUAGAACGUCGUCUUUCCGCUUAUGAUGAUGAUACCCUUUGGCAACCUUUUGAUCGAUUUCAACAACCUCUUCAAUAUAUGUUUCCUACUGAACCUACUCAGCUGACGUUUAAUAGUCAUGCCAUGAGUGAUGAUCAUUUGCCCUUUAUGUAUCGUGGUGUCAAUAUUCUCCAUUUGAUUCCUUAUCCUUUUCCAAAAGAAUGGCAUCUUGCUUCGGAUAAUGCUGAUUGUCUUGAUCCUCCUUCAAUUUAUAAUUUGGACGUAUUAUUUAGGGUAUUUGUAUGUGAAUAUUUGGAAUUGGAUCCUGUCCCUCAUAGUGAAUUGUAGUUUAGAUAUCAAUUCUUUUUAGAUGAAAUAAAAAAAACCUUAUUUUUGAUAUUUU